AAUGAGAGGGGGGAGUGAGUGAGGGGAGAGAUAGAUGUAUAUAUGUGUGUGUGUGUGUGUGUGUGUGUGUGUUGGUGUAUAAGACCCGGACAAAGCACACGCGUGUGACCAUCGCAGACACUGAAGCUCCUCUCAGUCAGUGAGUGUAUUAUUUCACCUUACCUAAUUGAAAAUGUAUGUUUUUGUUUUGGUGCCUGUGUGUGCGUGUGUGUGUGUGUGUGUGUGUGUGUGUAAUUUUUGUAUCUGUAAACACUAAUGUAUAGUUAUAAGUCCAGAUUGGUUUGUGGGUGGUUUGAUGUGGUUUUUUGUGUGUGUGUGUCUUAAUAAAUGUUUACCAUAAGACAAACAUGAGGUAAACAGUGGCAUGUAGUGUUGAGUUUAACUGUCUUAAACGUCUAUGAUUGUAUAACUGCAUGUUUGUUUAUUUCAUCACAGUAGGUAAGAUUUGCAUGUAUGAUUUUCUUGUAAAUGUCUUAAUGUUAAUUCUCUUUUGUUGUGUCACUUCUCCAUCUCGUCCAUUGCCUUCAGUGUUAGCUGUGAUCGAGCAUCAUAGGAAAUCCAUCGCUCUGCGUCACCUCUUCACCCUGUAACCUGGGGGACACACCUCUCCCCUGCCGCUUUCACUUUUAUCUGUCAGACCCCAUCCUGUGUCAUCAUGGAUCUUUUGGGAGACAUGGGCAGCGGCUGUGACGAUGAAAACUGCAGCCUUGCAGAGAACUGUCUGAACCAAGAGUGCCAUUGGGAGGAACCUGUCUUUGGAUUGAUUGAGUUAGUGUGUGUGACUGUCAUUUACAUUCCACUGAUGCUCUUCGGCCUGCUGGGAAACAUACUAACAAUUCUGGUGGUUUGGCUGCGUCCUCACAUGAGAAGUUCUACGUACCUCUACUUGAGCAGCAUGGCCGUUAGUGAUCUGUUGAUACUGCUACUGCUGCCUCUGGAUCUGUACAAGCUCUGGAGGCCCAGUCCCUGGCUCUUAGGAGACCUUGUCUGUAAGCUGACAAUGUUCCUCUCAGAGUGCUGCACCUUCUGCACCAUCCUCCACAUCACCUUCCUCUCCCUGGAAAGGUACGUGGCGGUCUGUUGGCCAAUAACCGCCAAGACCCUGGUGACACGGCGCAGAACCAGAACUCUCAUCGGCUGCCUCUGGCUGGGUGCGGCUGUCAGUGCGGCACCAGUGUUGGUCAUGGUUGGAGUGGAGGAUGUUGAAGGAGAGGAGCUAGUGCUUAGUGGAUGGAGAGAGGGCGGAGGGUUGACAGGCAUUGAAGGAGAUCAGGCAGGAUUUAUGAUAGGUGGAAUGGACAGAGGAAGUGGACAUAUAACCUCGAUGGAUGGAGGAUUAGAGGGAAUGCAUUGGGGAGAACAAGAGAAAAAUGGAUGGGGUGAAGGAAUUGGGGAGUUAAAAUGGUUUGGAGAGAGCACAACAGAAGAAGGAGAUGAGAAACAAGGAGCUAACGGAGGAGGUGAAGAUGAAGGAAAGCGGCAAAACAAAAUGAGAGAAGAUGAGGGAGGAGGAAUGGAAGAAGGUGUCGAUGGAGGUCAUGGAAUAAAGAUUGACAGGAGAGAGUGCCGCUGUACUCACUAUGCCAUCUCGUCCGGCCUGUUGUCGGCCAUGAUGAUUCUGUCCAACAUGUACUUCCUGGUACCACUCUGCAUCCUGGGCCUGGUCUACAGCCUGAUUGGACGGACACUGUGGCUCCGUCCACGAAGCAGCCGUAGAGACCAGAGUCACCGGCACACUGUCAAAAUGCUGGGUGUGAUCGUCUUGGCAUUUGUCUUGUGCUGGCUGCCCUUUCAUGUGGGCCGGACCAUUUUCUCUCUUUCUCUGGGCUACGGUUCUGACAGACAGGAAACAUCCACGGAUGCAAACUCACACUUAGAUAUUAACGCUCUCUCUGACGUCAGCACAGACACAAACAUCAACACAGACACUGCUACUAAACCCAUUAUCCACUCAGAUUUAGAAACGCACUUCAAGACCACGUCCAAGACCGGAAAGAUGACUGCACACGUUCACGGAGAGAGAGAUCAAAUGUUCUGUGAUAUCUGUGCAAAUAAAAAGGUCAAGAUGAACACACACGCUGAUGUAGACACACACUUGGCUGAAUCUGAUGAUACGAGCACACACAAACACUUCUAUUCUCACGUUAUAUCACAACACACAAGCACUAGCACUGACACGAAUAAACAUAAUGUUACAGCACGUGGUGAUACACAGCUUUCUGCGACACCGACUGAGUUGUACAGCGAUAAUACACACAAUGACACGUACACACCGCCUGACGCACACAUGUACUUUAUGUACUAUCUGUCCCAGUAUUUCAACCUGGUGUCCUCUGUCCUCUUCUACCUCAGUGCUGCUGUCAACCCUUUAUUGUACAACCUGAUGUCUGCCAGAUAUAGACAUGCUGUGCACAGCCUCAUACACACGCGCGCUGACACACACUCUCACCGACUGCACACGCUCACGGCACGGCACUCCACAACUACUUUAUAAGGGCAAAUAUGUAUUUUGGUGGUAGGGCUACUCUGUUAUUUAUAUUUGGACCAUAGAUUGUGCGUUAUUUAUUUAAUUUUAGCAGUGUCUUACUGUAUGUCUUCACAUGUUUUAAAGCACAGCUGACAAACCUGUACUUUUCAUAAUAUGUAUAUUUGUACAGAAGAAACUUUAUGUGUACGUAAGUUUAAUUACAGUAACAGUGUGCCUGCUCAAAAUAUAAAUGCACUUCCACAAACACCCACCCACACACACACACACACACACACACAGAAUAGGGCUAUCAUUUUGAUGUAUGUAGUUUCAUAUAAACUGAUGUGUUUUCAUAUAAUAUAUAUUAGAUUAUGUAUCCUGAUGUGUCAGAUAAUAUGUAUAUAUAUCAGAUGAUAUAAAUGCCUUUAUUCGAUUCACACUUUUAUCACCUCUGUGGAGGAGGUCAUGUUUUGGUCCAUGUUCUUCUCUCUGUCCGUCAGCAGGAAAACACCUCAGAAUGGAUUUCCUGAAGUUCAGUGGACAGACUGGCCUCGGGCAUAGGGACAAUUGAUUUGAUUGAGUCGGUAAUACAGGCCAUAUCUGUCC
Molecule: messenger RNA, 3073 nt
Organism: Larimichthys crocea (large yellow croaker)
Lineage: Eukaryota; Metazoa; Chordata; Actinopteri; Sciaenidae
Product: growth hormone secretagogue receptor type 1
Exons: 4
Coding region: 656-2494 (612 amino acids)
Biological process (GO): G protein-coupled receptor signaling pathway; hormone-mediated signaling pathway
Cellular component (GO): plasma membrane
Molecular function (GO): growth hormone secretagogue receptor activity
Source: RefSeq, a predicted model, not a curated record